Cicer arietinum (chickpea) is the source of this 3891-nucleotide messenger RNA. RefSeq lists its product as uncharacterized. Lineage: Eukaryota; Viridiplantae; Streptophyta; Magnoliopsida; Fabales; Fabaceae. Gene Ontology annotation, molecular function: protein dimerization activity. The record is from RefSeq and is a predicted model, not a curated record.
AUGAGUUCAGCUAAGAGUACGGAAACUCCUAUACACCCAUCCUCCAUGCUUCACAAAGAUGAUGAAGGAACUCCAAUAUCUGAAAAAGAGUACAAAGGGAUAAUUGGAUCUUUGUUAUACUUACCAGCUAGUAGACCUGACAUAGUCUUUGCAGUAGGUCUUUGUGCAAGGUCUCAAUCCUCCUCUAAAGAAUCUCAUCUUACAGCAGCUAAACCGCCUUCGCAAAAAUUACCAUCCUCCUCUUCAAAAAUUUCUGCCAACGUCCAACUUUUUGAUUCCUCAAUCUUGGAGACCCACUAUGUUUCAAAAUGGCAAAACAAAUAUGUGGUCAAUGGAAAAAUCAUUGACCUUGCUGAUUUAAAACAAGGUGGCUUUGACGUUGAGGACAUGUUUGAUCAACUUGGAUGGACCUCCUUUUUACGCGUAAACGAAACCCAGUAUCCUCGACUGGUAAGGGCCUUUUAUGCUGCUUCAAAUGGUUCAAAAGGCAUUACUGGUUUCAAUAUUGUCCUAAAAGGGGUUCACAUGGAGAUUAAUCCCACUAUGUUAUGUCAAAUUAUAGACAUUCGUGAUGAAGGUGCCUACCUUUUCUCAGAGAACUGGUAUUCUCAGUGUCAAAUAACUAGAACAAUUGUCCUCCAAAAUACUCUCAUUUCACCCCCAAAACCUCAGAUGGCUUCCAAUCUACUUCCUAUUUUCCGCAUUCUUUACAACAUAUGUGUGCACUCUAUUGUGCCCAGAGCUGACAGCUUUGAAAAGGUCACUGAACUUGACCUUUUAAUCAUUCAUCAUCUAUUGUCUGGCACACCUCUCCACCUAGAGAAUUCUCCUCCACCAAUCAUUCAGGAAUCCAUUUUGGACCCUGUUCCCACUCCAUCUCCAUUGCGUGACUCCACUAUUCAAACACUGCCUCCGUCUUCACCAAUCCAUACCUUUUCCCUUUUUCAUGAAGACGCUCCUCCUCACGAGGAUGCAGACGAAGCAUCCUAUCGAAAACUGAUGGAGGAUGAAACUUUGGAUACUACUCUUCCUCCUCCAGCAUCUAAUGUAAUCAUUGAAGAACCUCCCCAACCUCUUGUUGAGAGACGGUGGUUGACGAAGACGCAACACGUUAAAUCAGCAGAUCAACUUCGUUGGGAAAGAUCUUUAGCUAAGAUUGACGACGACCGCCUCUGCCAAACAAACCAACCGCUCCUCCUCUGUGCCAGACAAACGAACCGCACGACCGCCUCCGACAAACGAAUCGCUCCUCUGCUCGCUGGGCCUGCAGUCGCCUCUGCCUCCGUGGCCGUUCGUCGCUCUCGCCUCUCUGUUCGCCGCAACUCUCCAGAUCGCGUUGCUACUUUGUUCAAAAGCCUCCCUCUCUCCCUCUUCCAUAAUCAGUUGACGACGGCCGCCUCUGCCAAACAAACCAAUCGCUCCUCCUCUGUGCCAGUCAAACGAACCGCGCGACCGCCUCCGACAAACGAAUCGCUCCUCUGCUCGCUGCGGGCCUGCGACCGCCUCUGCCUCCGUGGCCGUUCGUCGCUCUCGCCUCUCUAUAAGUUUGUGAGAAUAAAGAAGAGUAAAAUAAUUGAUUCUUUUUUCAAGAGGAAAUUUUGUGAGGGUGGAAGAGAUGAAGAAAUUAUAACUUCUACAUCUGAAACUAUCUCUAAGAAUCCAAGAAUUGAAGAAAAUAAUAUUCGUCUUUCCAAGGUUCCUAGAGUUUUUGAAGAUGACUUUGAGAAAUGUUUAGAACGUGAUCCCGGAAAGCGCCCUCAAAUUUGGCAAUAUCCACCAAAUAAAUUGGAUGCAAUACGAAGAGCGUAUCUAAAAUUUGGUCCUUAUCAAAUAAAUUUAAAAGAAUAUCCUUUAUCUGGCAACGAGGUUCAUCCAAGACGGUUUCAAUAUGCUUGGUUUAACAUAUUUUCUUCAUGGCUAGAAUAUUCACCUUCUAAAGAUGCUGCAUAUUGUUUACCACGCUAUCUAUUUAGCAAAAGACCAACUAGACGUCCUGGAUCAGAUGUCUUCAUUGGUACAGGUUUUAGAAAUUGGAAGAAAGUUAAAAAUGGAAAAUUUUGCGCUUUUCUCAAACACAUAGGGAUGGAUCCUUGCUCACCACACAACAAUGCAAUGAAAGCUUGUCUAGACUUGUUGAAUCAAGAUGGACAUAUUAGGAAUACUUUUCAAGUGCAAAGCUCAGAACAAAUUUUGAAGAAUCGAAUACGUCUCAAGACAUCAAUUGACACUGUUCGUUGGUUAACACUUCAAGCUUGUGCUUUUAGGGGACAUGAUGAAACUAGCGGGUCAAGAAAUCAAGGCAAUUUUCUUCAAUUGAUAAAACUCUUGGCAACUUACAAUGAUGAAGUUGCGAAAGUUGUGUUGGAAAAUGCUCCAUAUAAUUCUAAAUAUACUUCACAUCAAAUUCAAAAAGAGAUUUUGCAUAUUCUUUCUAGUAGGGUGAGAAAACAUAUAUGUGAAGAAAUUGGUGAUUCCAAAUUUUGCAUCGUUGUAGAUGAAGCUCGUGAUGAAUCAAAAAGGGAACAAAUGUCUCUUGUGUUAAGAUUUGUUGACAAAGUUGGUUUAAUACAAGAGCGAUUUUUUUUUGUGGCACAUGUUAAAGACACUACAGCUUUAACUCUGAAAGAAAAAGUAUGUGAUAUACUUUCUCGACAUAAUCUUGAUGUUUCUAACAUGCGUGGUCAAGGGUAUGAUGGUGCUAGUAAUAUGAGAGGAGAAUGGAACGAUUUACAAGCACUGUUUAUGAAAGAUUGUCCUUACGCAUACUAUGUCCAUUGUUUUGCUCAUCAAUUGCAACUUGCUUUGGUUAGUGCAUCAAGAGAAAUUGUUCCAAUUCAUAAAUUUUUUGAGAAGCUCAUUUUUGUUGUUAAUGUUGUUUGUUCUUCUACUAAGCGUCAUGAUGAGUUACAAGCUGCUCAGUUAGAGGAAAUUGCACAUUUGCUAGAAAUUGAUGAGAUUGUAACUGGUAAAGGUAUAAAUCAAAUUUGUACUUUGAAACGAGCUGGGGAUACUCGUUGGGGAUCACAUUUCUCUUCUAUUUGUUGCUUGAUAAAUAUGUAUGAGGCAACUUGUAUUGUUUUAAAAAAAAUUACAAAUGAAAGAGCAAGUUAUUCUACACGUGGGGAUGCUGAUAGUGCUUAUAAUUAUUUGAAGGCGUUUGAUUUUAUAUUUAUCUUGCAUUUGAUGAAAAAAAUUAUGGGGAUAACUGAUAUACUUUGUCAAGCCUUACAACAACAAUCUCAGGAUAUAGUUAAUGCCAUGUGUUUGGUUGGAACAACAAAGUAUCUUAUUCAAGUAUUGAGAGAAGAUGGUUGGGAUGCAUUAUUUACUGAAGUGAAGAACUUUUGUGAAAAAUAUGAUAUUGAAAUUCCUAAUCUCAACGAUGUUCAUUCAACAACAAAAUUUGGACGAUCUCGUCUUCAACAUGGUCAGGUUACAAUAGAGCAUUAUUUUAGAGUUGAAAUAUUUUUUACUGCCAUUGAUCAACAAUUACAAGAGUUGAAUAACAGAUUUAGUGAGCAAGCAAUAGAUUUGUUAACUCUAAGUUGUGCUUUGACUCCUAAGGAUAAUUAUAAAGCUUUAACAUUGAAGAAUUUAUCAACUAUCCAAGAAUUGUGCUCAUGUUUGAUUGCAACUGAAAAGACGCAAAAUUUCUACUUGAUUGAUAGACUACUUCGUCUUAUCAUGACUCUUCCGGUUUCUACUGCCACAACUGAAAGAUCUUUUUCAGCAAUGAAAAUUAUUGAAUCAAUGUUAAGAAACAAGAUGGAAGAUGACUUUUUGGCAGAUAGCAUGACGAUUUAUAUUGAAAGGGAAAUUGCUGCAAGUAUCACUUCUGAGUCUAUUAUUGAUGAUUUCAAGUUAAUUAAAGAGCGUAGAGCAUUACUUUAA